Acanthochromis polyacanthus (spiny chromis) is the source of this 3625-nucleotide messenger RNA. RefSeq names its product protein NLRC3-like. Gene Ontology annotation, molecular function: protein binding. NCBI's taxonomy places the organism in Eukaryota, Metazoa, Chordata, Actinopteri, Pomacentridae. The transcript is spliced from 11 exons. The record is from RefSeq and is a predicted model, not a curated record. The coding region runs from base 156 to 3593 and encodes 1145 amino acids.
ACGCAGUUCAUCCCCAGCUGAAUUCUCUGAUGUCUGAUUUUUUCUCUGGAACUUAAACGCCUCUCUGUCUAACUUUCAGUUGCAUUUCCAAAGUUGUGGCGCAGUUUACGUCCUCCGGUCCGUCCUCCGUGUGAAGACUGACUGAAGUCCACAAGAUGAGUGAUUCUGAGGAGGAGGAGUUUCCAGCCUCCAGCCGUCUGUCCAUGAAGAGUGACCGGUCCAAUGAUAUUCCUCCAGACUUUAGAGAACCUCAACCCUCAGACACCAAAUGGAGAGCAGAGUUUCCAGCCUCCAGCCGUCUGUCCAUGAAGAGUGACCGGUCCAAUGAUAUUCCUCCAGACUUCAGUAAAGAACCUGAACCCUCAGACACAAAAUGGAGAGCAGAGUUUCCAGCCUCCAGCCGUCUGUCCAUGAAGAGUGACCGGUCCAAUGAUAUUCCUCCAGACUUCAGUAAAGAACCUGAACCCUCAGACACAAAAGUGAUGAAGAGGAGGGGAGUUUGUGUGGAGGAGCAGCCGUCCUGCUGUGCUCGGUGUCAGGACGUCCUGAAGGAUCCAGUCUCUAGCAGCUGUGGACACUGGUUCUGCAGACAGUGCAUCAGCUCAUACUGGGACCAGUCUGCUCCAUCAGGACACUCCUCCUGUCCCCAGUGUGGAAAAAGAUCCAGAAGCAGCAGCUGUGGACAAAGUGUUGGUCUGCAGGAGGUUCUGCAGGAACAUAAGAUGAGUCUGAGGAGGAGAUGUGAACAUGUGACUGAAGGAAGUGAUGAAGCAGGAGGUGGAACCCUCCUCAACAGGAUCUACACUGAGCUCUACAUCACAGAGGGACACAGUGGAGAGGCUGAUGUCCAACAUGAGGUGGGGCAGCUGGAGACAGCUUCCAAGAAGAGCCUCCAUGACACUCCCAUCAGGUGCCAGGACAUCUUUAAAGCCUUACCUGAGCAGCAGAGAGCCAUCAGAGUGGUCCUGACCAACGGCGUGGCCGGCGUGGGAAAAACCUUCUCAGUGCUGAAGUUCACUCUGGACUGGGCAGAGGGUGGAGAAAACCAAGACGUCAGUGUGGUGGUGGUGCUUCCGUUCAGGGAGCUGAACUUGAUCAGAGAUGAGCAGCACAGUCUUCUCACGCUGCUCCAUGUUUUCCAUCCAACAUUACAGAAGGUGACGGCAGAGCAGCUGGCUGUCUGUAAACUUUUGUUCAUCUUUGACGGUCUGGAUGAAAGCAGACUUUCACUGGAUUUCACCAACAGGAAGGUUGUGUCUGACGUCAGCCAGAAGUCAUCGCUGGACGUUCUGCUGGUCAACCUCAUGGAGGGGAAUCUGCUUCCCUCGGCUCUGGUCUGGAUCACUUCCCGCCCUGCGGCAGCCAAUCAGAUCCCUCCUAAACGUGUGGACAGGUUUACAGAAGUACGAGGCUUCACCGACGUCCAGAAGGAGGAGUACUUCAGGAGGAGGAUCAGUGAUGAAGAGCGCUCCAGAACAAUCAUCUCCCACAUGAAGACAUCCAGGAACCUCCACAUCAUGUGUCGACUCCCAGUGUUCUGCUGGAUCACUGCUGCAGUUCUGGAGCACAUGUUGAGCACAGAGCAGAGAGGACAGCUGCCCCAGAGCAUGACUGAGAUGUUCUCACACUUCCUGCUGGUUCAGACACAGAGGAAGAAGAAGAAGUACCAUGAGGGACCUGAGAUGAGUCCACAGGAGCUGACGGAGGCUGACAGGAAAGUUCUUCUGAAGCUGGGGAGGCUGGCCUUUGAACAUCUGGAGAAAGGAAACAUCAUGUUCUACCAAGAAGACCUGGAGCAGUGUGGUCUGGAUGUGACAGAGGCCUCGGUGUUGUCAGGAGUUUGUACCCAGAUCUUCAGAAGAGAGUGUGAGAUGUUCCAGAAACCAGUCUACUGCUUUGUUCAUCUGAGCGUUCAGGAGUUUCUGGCUGCAGUCUACAUGUUCCACUGUCACACCAACGGGAACACUGAGGUGCUGAAGAAGUUCCUGGGAGAAGAUUACAAGAACUCAUCCCUGGAUGAUUUCCUGGACAGAGUCAUGGAGAAAUCCCUCAGAAGUAGAAAUGGUCACCUGGAUCUGUUUGUUCGCUUCCUUCAUGGCCUCUGUCUGGAGUCCAACCAGAGACUCUUAGGAGGUCUGCUGGGUCAGACAGAGAACCAUCCAGAAAUGAUCCAGACAGUCAUCGACAACCUGAAGAAGAGCAACAGUGAUGAAAUAAGAUCGAUACUCAAAUAUCCUCAUGAGGAUAUCAGUGAUGAAAUAUCUCCAGACAGAAGCAUCAACAUCUUCCACUGUCUGAUGGAGAUGAAGGAUCUCUCGGUACAUCAGGAGAUCCAAGAGUUCCUGCAGUCAAAGAACAGAUCAGAGAAGGAACUCUCUGAGAUCCACUGCUCAGCUCUGGCCUACAUGCUGCAGAUGUCAGAGGAGGUUCUGGAUGAGGUGGACCUGAACAAGUACAGAACAUCAGUGGAGGGAAAACUGAGACUGAUUCCAGCUGUGAGGAACUGCAGAAAGUUUCGACUUUCUGGCUGCUAUCUCUCAGAGAGUCACUAUGAAGUCGUGGCCUCAGCUCUGAAGUCCAACCCCUCCCAUCUGAUAGAACUGGACUUGACUGGAAACAACCUGGAGGAUUCAGGAGGAGUGAAGCAUCUUUGUGACGGACUGCAGAGUCCAAACUGCAAACUGGAGACUCUCAGAUUGGAGGACUGCGUAUUGUCAGAGAUCAGCUGUGAUUCUCUGGUCUCAGCUCUGAAGUCCAACCCCUCACAUCUGGAACAUCUGGACCUGAGCAUGAACAUCAACCUGAAGGAUUCAGGAGUGAAACAUCUAAGUGGUUUUGUGGAGAGUCCAGACUGCAUCCUGAAGACUCUGAGAUUGUUGGGCUGCAGUUUGUCAGAGAUCAGCUGUGAUUCUCUGGUCUCAGCUCUGAAGUCCAACCCCUCCCAUCUGGAACAUCUGGACCUGAGCUGGAACAACCUGAUGGAUUCAGGAGUGAAACAUCUGAGUGGUUUUGUGGAGAGUCCAGACUGCAUCCUGAAGACUCUGAGAUUAGAGUUCUGCAGUUUGUCAGAGAUCAGCUGUGAUUCUCUGGUCUCAGCUCUGAAGUCCAACCCCUCCCAUCUGGAACAUCUGGACCUGAGCAGGAACAACCUGAAGGAUUCAGGAGUGAAACAUCUGAGUGGUUUUGUGGAGAGUCCAGACUGCAUCCUGAAGACUCUGAGAUUGGAGGACUGCGUAUUGUCAGAGAUCAGCUGUGAUUCUCUGGUCUCAGCUCUGAAGUCCAACCCCUCCCAUCUGGAACAUCUGGACCUGUUCUUCAACAACCUGCAGCAUCCAUCAGUGAAACGUCUGUUAGAUCUUGUGGAGAGUCCAGACUGCAGCCUGAAGACUCUGAGGUCAGUAGAAGGUUCCAUCAGUCUCUGCUGCUUCCAGCAGUUUUCUACUAAACACAGUCAGUAUCAAAGCAAAGGUCCAGUGUCUCCUGUAAACCUGCAGCUUCUCAGUGAAGCUGUGAGAGCAGAAUGGAGACAGAAACACAGAGACAGCAGUCAGCCAAUCAGAGGAGCCACAAGCUUGUUGUCAUGGUGUGUUUGAGUGGAUGUGAAGCCGACUGUUGUUGUUGUGUU